This is a messenger RNA of Zymoseptoria tritici IPO323, 1032 nucleotides long. RefSeq lists its product as uncharacterized. NCBI's taxonomy places the organism in Eukaryota, Fungi, Ascomycota, Dothideomycetes, Mycosphaerellales, Mycosphaerellaceae. The record is from RefSeq and is a predicted model, not a curated record. Gene Ontology annotation, molecular function: glutathione transferase activity. Bases 1 to 1032 code for a protein of 343 amino acids. The transcript has 9 exons. Gene Ontology annotation, cellular component: cytoplasm.
AUGUCGUCACAGACCGAUGACAAUAAGGAUGGGAAUGGCAAGAAUGGCAUCUUGAGCUGGGCGGACAAGUCUGGUGAAUUCAAGCGUCAGACGUCGUCGUUCAGGAACUUCAUCUCGAAGAAGCCUGGCGCUGAGUUCCCAGCUGAGAAGGAUCGUUAUCAUCUCUAUGUCUCCUACGCUUGCCCAUGGGCCCACCGUGCCCUCAUCGUCCGCAAGCUGAAAGGUCUCGAAGAGUUCCUCCCCUUCACCUCCGUACACUGGCACAUGGGCGAAAAAGGCUGGCGCUUCGCCACUCCCGACGAGAAGAAUCUCCCCGGCGAGAACACUGUUCCCGACCCUCUGCACCCGGAGUUCAAGCACAUUCGGGAGCUGUACUUCGAGAGCGACCCGAACUACGACCAGCGAUUCACGGUGCCCGCUUUGUAUGACAAGAAGCAGAAGAAGAUUGUCAGCAAUGAGAGCAGCGAGAUUAUCCGGAUGUUGUAUACCGAGUUUGACGACUUGUUGCCGGAGAAGUAUAAGACUUUGGACCUCUUGCCGGCGGAUCUGAAGGAUCAGAUUGAGGAGACCAAUGACUGGACUUAUAAUGAUAUCAACAAUGGAGUGUACAAGAGUGGAUUUGCUACCUCCCAGGAAGCCUACGAGAAGGCGGUGACGACGCUCUUCAAGUCUCUCGAUCGUGCUGAGGAGCACUUGGCCAACAACCCUGGCCCUUACUACCACGGCGAGAGAGUCACCGAAGCAGAUGUCCGCCUGUUCACUACCAUCGUCCGCUUCGACGCCGUCUACGUCCAGCACUUCAAGUGCAACCUGCGUGACAUUCGCAGUGGAUACCCAGCACUUCACAAAUGGGUUCGCCACUGCUACUGGAACAACGAGGCUUUCGGCAAGACGACCGACUUCACUCACAUCAAGGGUCACUACACUCAGAGCCACAAGCAGAUCAACCCAUACGGCAUUACGCCGUUGGGUCCGGAGCCCGCAAUUCUGCCAUUGGAAGAGGAGGUUGCUGCUGCCAAGGCGAAGAAGUAG